AUGAUGAGCUCGCAGCCACCUUCAAAAGACGACAUACAGCCUUCGUACCUCUAUGGGACAUCAAGCGAUAGAAAGAUGGCUACUGACGCCGUCGAAAGGGUCCAUAGUGCUCAAACUUCUCACAAAUGGGAUCUCAAUCUACCACAAGAGAAGCUAGAUGCUAUCAACCAAGUGAUCAGUGCACAGGAUCAGGAGAAGGCUGUCGAGAUGGAGAAAUCUAUCGCGCAUGAUUCUGAAUAUGAUUCUGUUCGUGCAGCCGUCAGUAACACCGAUGGUGGGGAAGUUGCCAACACUGUACGUGCUUGGGUUCUAGGCAUGCUUUUUACAACUAUCGGGAGUGGGUUGAACAUGUUCUUGAGCAUGAGGAGCCCUGCCAUCUCGUUCCCUGCUCUUGUGAUACAAUUGCUGGUCUUCCCAAUUGGUUGUUUAUGGGCCAAGACUAUGCCUAGCCGGAAAUUCAAUACUUUUGGGUUGCAGUGGACUCUAAACAGUGGGCCUUUCACGAUCAAAGAGCAUGCGGUCAUCACAAUUAUGGCAAAUGUGUCGAUCGGCUAUGCUUAUUGUACGGACGCUCUCUUGGCAUUGAAAGCAGAACCACUUUACAACUUGGACGUCGGGUGGGGUUUCCAGCUCCUGUUUGCUUUAAGCAGUCAAGUUAUCGGCAUGUCCUUAGCUGGUGUCUUUCGACGCUUCCUCGUGUGGCCCGCUGCCAUGAUAUGGCCUGGUCAAUUUGCAAACACUUCUUUGUUCUAUGCUCUCCAUGACUGGAGUAGCUCAGAUGCCGCGCAAACGCAUGGAUGGAAAGUCUCACGCUAUCGGUAUUUCCUUUAUGUGACAGCUGGGGCAUUUGCCUGGUAUUGGAUACCCGGGGUCAUAUGGCAAGGACUCUCAGUUUUUGCUUUUGUCACCUGGAUCCGGCCCAACAACGUUGUUCUAAACCAGCUCUUCGGUGGGUUUACAGGGCUUUCUCUCAUCCCCAUUACCUUUGAUUGGACCUAUGUUUCAGCAUAUCUUCUGGAUCCUCUACUCGCACCAGUCCAUGCUAUCCUCAAUACUUUCAUCGGACUUGUUGUUUUUGUGCUGAUAACCACAAUUGGAAUUUCAUACUCGGGCGCACUCUAUUCUGCAUACCUCCCAAUCAACACGUCUACCACCUACGACAAUACACAAAAGAGCUACAAUGUGACCCGAAUUUUAGGACCUAAUUUCUCCUUUGACGAGGAGGAGUACAAGUCUUAUUCGCCUAUGUUUCUUGCUCCGACUUUUGCACUGAACUAUGGGCUCUCAUUUGCGGCCCUGACUGCAGCUAUCGUCCAUGUUAUACUUUUUCAUCAGAAGGAACUCUGGCAUCGCUUCAAGGCUUCCCGAGAGCAGGAGCCUGAUAUUCAUCUGACUCUGAUGAAGAGAUACAAUGAAGCCCCAGAUUGGUGGUAUGGUGCGCUGUUUCUCUUCUCCAUCGCUCUGGGCCUCGCUGGCGUUCUGGCAUACGACUCGCAGCUUCCGUGGUGGGCUUUCUUCGUCUCCAUUAUCCUCGCAGUGGUCUUCAUUGUUCCGACGUGCAUGAUUCUCGGCGUAACCAAUAUCACACUGUCUCUCAACGUGUUGUCUCCCUUUUUGGCUGGCUUCAUGAUCCCCGGGAAGCCCAUUGGUGUUAUGGUGUUCAAAGUUUUCAGUACUAUCACUCUAGGACAGGCUCAGGUCUAUUGCUCUGAUCUCAAGUUGGCCCACUACAUGAAAGUGCCCCCUCGCGUUACGUUCAUGUGUCAGGUUGUCGCUACCAUCUGGGCUAGCAUAGUUCAAAUUGCAGUCAUGAAUUGGACGCUGGGUAAUAUUGAUGGGGUUUGCACCUCUGACCAACCGGCGCAUUUCACAUGCCCAAAUGGAAGGACAUUUUUCUCAUCCAGUAUUGUUUGGGGUGUCAUCGGCCCUAACCGCAUGUUUGGGCCUGGUGCCAUAUACACUAACAUACAGUGGUUCUGGCUAAUCGGUGCACUUUUGCCAGUGGUAUUCUAUGCGACGAUUCGCGUUUUUCCUCGAUCGAAGCUCAGGUUCCUCAAUGCGCCCGUAAUGCUAGGUGCCAUGUCCUGGUUGCCUCCCGCCACGCCAUUGAGUUAUGCCUCUUGGGUGAUGUUUGGUCUCAUCUUCAAUUACUGGAUUCGACGCCGGUGGGGCGGGUGGUGGCAUACAUACAACUAUGUCACCGCUGCAGCGCUUGACUCGGGGCUCAUUCUUUCCACAAUUGUGAUAUUCUUCGCUAUCACUUUACCCGGCGUUUCAAUUCCACAAUGGUGGGGAAAUACGGCUCCCUUUGAGACCAUGGACUAUCUUUACACUGCGAUCCGAAAAACCGUUAAUGAGGGAGAGACAUUUGGACCAGCUCGAUGGUAG
Penicillium brevicompactum is the source of this 2388-nucleotide messenger RNA. RefSeq lists its product as uncharacterized. The coding region runs from base 1 to 2388 and encodes 795 amino acids. Lineage: Eukaryota; Fungi; Ascomycota; Eurotiomycetes; Eurotiales; Aspergillaceae. Gene Ontology annotation, molecular function: oligopeptide transmembrane transporter activity. Gene Ontology annotation, biological process: transmembrane transport. The record is from RefSeq and is a predicted model, not a curated record. The transcript is spliced from 20 exons.